Messenger RNA from Suricata suricatta (meerkat), 6161 nucleotides. RefSeq names its product MLLT3 super elongation complex subunit (gene MLLT3). Bases 333 to 2030 code for a protein of 565 amino acids. Gene Ontology annotation, cellular component: super elongation complex. Gene Ontology annotation, biological process: regulation of DNA-templated transcription. Lineage: Eukaryota; Metazoa; Chordata; Mammalia; Carnivora; Herpestidae. The record is from RefSeq and is a predicted model, not a curated record. The transcript is spliced from 12 exons.
AUGCUCCGGAAUCUCAUCCUCUGGCCCUGGAGCUGCUGCUGCUGCUGCUGCUGCUUUUGCUUUUGGGGCUGAGUUUAAUAAGCGAGCGAGCAAGCGAACGCGGGGGGAAAAAGGCAGAGAAUGUCCGCCAUCUACCCUCCGCUCCUGGGCGCGCUCUCAUUCAUAGCAGCCUCUUCAUGAAUUACAGCUGAGGGGGGCGGGGGAGGGGGGUACCACACAACACCCCAGCAAACCUCCGGGCCCCCAGGCAUGGCUAGCUCGCCGCCGCCGCCGCCGCCGGGAGCCGCGGGCACAGUCCGGGGACGCGGCUAGCAGCCUCGGCGGCCGCUACGAUGUGUGCCGUGCAGGUGAAGCUGGAGCUGGGGCACCGCGCCCAGGUGAGGAAAAAACCCACCGUGGAGGGCUUCACCCACGACUGGAUGGUGUUCGUGCGCGGCCCGGAGCACAGUAACAUACAGCACUUUGUGGAGAAAGUCGUCUUCCACUUGCACGAAAGCUUUCCUAGGCCAAAAAGAGUGUGCAAAGAUCCACCUUACAAAGUAGAAGAAUCUGGGUAUGCUGGUUUCAUUUUGCCAAUUGAGGUUUAUUUUAAAAACAAGGAAGAACCUAAGAAAGUCCGCUUUGAUUAUGACUUAUUCCUGCAUCUUGAAGGCCAUCCACCAGUGAAUCACCUCCGCUGUGAAAAGCUAACUUUCAACAACCCCACAGAGGAGUUUAGAAGAAAGUUGCUGAAGGCAGGAGGGGACCCGAACAGGAGCGUUCAUACCAGCAGCAGCAGCAGCAGCUGCAGCAGCAGCAGCAGCAGCAGCAGCAGUAGCAGCAGCAGCAGCAGCAGCAGUAGCAGCAGCAGCAGCAGCAGCAGCAGUAGCAGCAGUAGCAGCAGCAGCAGCACCAGUUUUUCAAAGCCUCACAAGUUAAUGAAGGAGCACAAGGAAAAACCUUCUAAAGACUCCAGAGAACAUAAAAGUGCCUUCAAAGAACCUUCCAGGGAUCACAACAAAUCUUCCAAAGAAUCCUCUAAGAAACCCAAAGAAAAUAAACCACUGAAAGAAGAAAAAAUCGUUCCUAAGAUGGCCUUCAAGGAACCGAAACCCAUGUCAAAAGAGCCAAAACCAGACAGUAACUUACUCACUAUCACCAGUGGACAGCAAGACAAGAAGGCUCCUAGUAAAAGGCCCCCUAUUGCAGAUUCCGAAGAACUCUCUGCCAAAAAAAGGAAAAAGAGUAGCUCAGAGGCUUUAUUUAAGAGUUUUUCUAGCGCACCACCGCUGAUACUCACUUGUUCUGCUGACAAAAAACAGAUAAAAGAUAAGUCUCACGUCAAGAUGGGAAAGGUCAAAAUUGAAAGUGAGACCUCAGAGAAGAAGAAAUCGACUCUACCACCAUUUGAUGAUAUCGUGGAUCCCAACGAUUCCGACGUGGAGGAGAACAUGUCCUCCAAAUCUGACUCUGAGCAGCCCAGCCCUGCCAGCUCCAGCUCCAGCUCCAGCUCCAGCUUCACGCCGUCCCAGACGAGGCAACAAGGUCCUUUAAGGUCUAUCAUGAAAGAUCUGCAUUCCGAUGACAAUGAGGAGGAAUCCGAUGAGGCAGAGGAUAAUGACAAUGACUCGGAAAUGGAGAGACCUGUAAACAGAGGAGGCAGCCGAAGCCGCAGAGUUAGCUUAAGUGACGGUAGCGACAGUGAAAGCAGUUCGGCUUCUUCACCCUUACAUCACGAACCCCCGCCACCCUUAUUAAAAACCAACAACAACCAGAUUCUUGAAGUGAAAAGUCCAAUAAAGCAAAGCAAAUCAGAUAAGCAAAUCAAGAACGGUGAAUGUGACAAGGCCUACCUAGAUGAGCUGGUGGAGCUUCACAGAAGGUUAAUGACGCUGAGGGAGCGACACAUUCUGCAGCAGAUCGUGAACCUUAUAGAAGAAACUGGACACUUUCAUAUCACAAACACAACAUUUGAUUUUGACCUUUGCUCGCUGGACAAAACCACAGUCCGUAAACUACAGAGUUACCUGGAAACAUCUGGAACAUCCUGAGGAUACAACAACUGGAUGCAUCAAAAACUAUUGGUUUUUUUUUUUUUUGGUUGUGAUUUUUUUUUGUUUAUAUGAAAACACUCAGAAUGAUGCAACCAAAAGGGAAAAAAUAAAAAUCAAACAACCUUCAGCUUUAUUUUUCUUUAAAGCCAGUCAUCAUCUCUUGAUAAAGGAGAGGUUAAGCAAACCAGCCUCAGUGGACCACUCUUCUCUCCAAGGAAAUCCCCGGGAAGAGUUAGCCUGGAUAGCCUUGAAAACAAAUCCAACACAACACAAGAACACUUAAAGAAUGUGUAUGGUAUCAUGUAUCUCUCUCUGUGGUGGUUCAUUCCACAGGACGAAUGCAUAUUCAACACACUGCCUUAUUACAUAACUGAUCUAUUUAUUAUCGCAUACAGAUAUUCUAAAGUCGUUGAGGGAAUGACACCACAAGACAUUAGAAGUACUUGUACUCGGUCCCAUGGAUGCUCUUUCAAUGCAGCGCCCUCGCCAUCAAGCCCAGUGACCUUACUCGUACACCGUGCCACCCUCCACCUACUUUUCCAAGUCCUUUUACUCGUUGCAGUCUGUAUUUGCCACCUUUUGUUUUUCCAGUUCCGGGACACAAAUGAUCAACUGGGGGACCAAAUUGCCCCCUGAUUUUCUUCUUUGUGGUCUUUCUCCUGAGAGUUGGGGCCCAGCCCUUGGCUGUAUCCAUAUAAUGAUCUUGGACCAUGGUAGAAAAUGCACCAAAUAGGAUAUGAAUUGUUGUCUAGCCUUAGUCAAUAAACCUGUAGGACUUUUAACCAAGUGUACCUGUAAACAUCCGGCAUCCAGCACUGUUGAGCGGUCUUCAACAUUCUUGUGUCUGUUUUACGGUUCUAAUAUUAGAUAAAUACGGAAGUAAAGGCAUUCCACAGGAUCAUCAUUUAAAAAAAAAAAAAAAGGAAUUCUGGUUCUGUUUUCUAAAGAAAUGUUAUAGAAAUUCUUAAUUUGGGUCUAUUUAUUAGUAAGCGUUUCAACUUUCUUCGGCUGCCAGUGUGUUCUCCAUCUUGACCAUAAAAUCUGGAAUAUGAGAUUUUUGUUCAUGUAUGAUCCUCUUAGACUUUUUUAUAUUUGGAAAAUUAAAAUCUUUCUUUGGGGGAAGAUUGUUGGUUAUUCUGCCAUAACAGAUUAUGUAUUAACUUGUAGAUUCCGCGGUUUGAUCCUGUUUAGUCACUUGCUUAUGUUUCCAGAAGGAUUUCUUGUAUUGGUGAAAAUAAAGCAGGUCGGGGAAGCGGGGGGAGAUUUUUUGUUCUUGAUGUACCCUGUUUGAAAACUAGAAAUCUGUCCUGUGGCAUGCAAAAGAAAGCGAAUUAUUUUUAAAAGAAAAAAAGAAAACCCAAAGUACUUUUGGUGUCAUUAUUCCAUCCUCUCCGUAAGUGGAGAUAUGCAGAGUGAGAACAGCUCAUCUUCCACGUUUUUGGUAGGAACUCAACCGAAAAGAAGGGGAAAUGAAGAAAUAACUUCUGGAUCCAAAGGUUCAUUCACUGGAUCAGCCUUAAGAAAGCCUCUAUGUGUGCGACUAGACCAGUCUCUAGGCUCUCCCUUGUUUAUUUCCGUGCCAGAUGCUGUCUUUUCAUACAGAGAUUAACUAGUGUCUGUACCGAAAAUGGGCUUUCCAGACCCAUUCUUUUGGGCAGUAAUAUAAAUGCAGAUUGAUAAUGAAGUUAUUUCUGCAUUUAAAAAAAGGGAUUUUUUUACAUUGUUUCUUUCUAUCCAAAGACACUAUUUUUUUUCCUUUAAAAGAUUAUAAUACAGCCAUGCUCUUGUAAAUUACUUCUGAAGCAUCCUCCUCAAGGACAAGUGUACUCUUGCAGUAAUGUUGAUUCUCGAUGAUUGGCAUGAACCGCCCUUGAAGCAUUUGUUGUGUGUCCCCCUUCUCAGUGUUCAACUCCAGAGACACUUCUGGAGCGAUUUUGGACAUAAGGUGACUGAUUUGUGUGGUUUUAGGUGUGGUUUUAGUUGUGUCUGGUUCUGUUUUUAACUCUGCCCAUGAAAGGGGGAGGGUGAUGCUUAUAUGAAUUGUUUGGAAAAUUUAGAAAUCUUUAAACGUUUCUAACUGCUAAUCCACAUACUCUAAUUAAGCCAGAAAUGGAUGUGGUUUAACUGAAAUAUCUGUGUAGUGUAACUAGAAAUGUAUAUAUGUAGUUUGGGCCAUUUUUAUUUUUGUAACUAAGUUGUACGGCAAAGAUGAUUUGGCGGCGUGGAGAUUUUUCUCGUUCCUCUGGCUGUUUGCCAGGAAACUAGGUAACUUAAGCGACCAAACAACAAGAAGAACAAGAAGGGAAGCUAUACAGUGAUAAACUUUAGACCUAAAAUUUAGGCAAUAAAGCAAAUGUCUUCAGAAUAUUGUCAAAAUGUAAGUUUGUAAAUUUAAUAAUGAAAUACAAGAAAACGUACCCAUCAACUCAUCCUCAUGGAUUCAGCAAAAGGAGUUGUCCACAAGAUUUCAAGAGUGAGAGUCACAUUGUUGAUUUUUUUGCAAGUUGUAUUCUUACUCUCAUCGAAUCCUUAAAUGCAGAAAUAAUAAAUCCCCUUUUGAUGAAUUUCAAAUAGUUAUACUUCUCUUCAAGUAACCCUCUCAGUUCUGUCAUGUUUAUAAACACCAUUGGAACCUGUUAAAAAAUAUAUAUAUGUAUUUGGCAUAUGCAUAUCCUAACAGUGGCUUUGGUAUUUUAAGCACAAAGGAAAAAUGGCAGGGUUUAAUUUCUUAGAUAGAUAGAUUUCAAAUAAAAUCAAUUGGGUGAUAGUGAAUAUGGGUUGAGCCAGCCUGAGUAUGAGAAACUUGCUUGAAAUUUCCCUCCAGUACUUUGCGGAGGGGCUGGAGGGGCUGGAGAAGGGAUGUAUGUCUAGAACUCCACUCCCACCCCUUAUAUAAAUGAGCUUGCCUCUGGUUUCGCAGCAGGAUUGUGUACGAGAGGGAAGGCCUCCAGCUUAGCAUAUAGCACUUAGGUUAGCAACGGAAACAUUUACAGUUACAAACACCUUCGCUGCAAUCCACUUCUCCUUCCACCUCUGUGUAGACAAAUAGGCGUCUAUACAUGCUUGCAAAUUGUGUCAAAGUGGGGGAAAGCAUAAAAACAUCAGGAGACAAAAGCUCUACAAGAAAAAGCGAAGGGACUGUGCUGCACAUUUUUAAAUUGCUAAGCCAGGGUUUCUGAUCUGAAUCAUUAUUCCCCUUUUUGUGGAAAAAGCCAAAAAAUUUGGUUUUCUUCCACAAUAAAGUUUCUGCUGAUUCCUUUUACAAACCCAACUAACCUUUUAGACAGCUCAGGCCUACACAAUAUCCCACAUACUAUUUCAAGCCCCACUGUUCCAAAUAUGUUCAAGUUAACAUACUUGUUUACAAGAGACUUUAUUCUUAAGUGUUUUAACUCCACCUGGGGAACAGAAUUGGAUGUCUAGCGGUGGACAUGGAGGCUUGUGUCCGUUUCUCUUACUUGUGGAAGUCACUGGCUCCAGUGUAGUCAGCUGUCUGCUCAUUAUGCUCCCCCUUUAGCAUUUUGUGUUCUGAUGCUAUGGACUGCACACCCUCUGAUCUCGCUUCAGACUUUUGCUCUAAAAUUGGGAAUCUGAUGUAGCGACAAUUACAGCUGCAGUGAAUGUUGAGGAGUUGCUUCCCAUGGUUUGGUUGAGUCUUGGGCCGGAAGUCUACAUCUUUAGCCCCUGUUGUUUUGUAUGACGCUUUUGAUCGUGUAGGCACGGCCAUCCCCGGAUGUUCCUUGGAAAGAUGCAUUGAAGAAGUCCAUUUAAAAGGAAGACAAAGCCACCGCUGUCUGUAAACUGUAAAUAUGUAUUUUGGCACUUGUACUGCAGUAUGUGCAAAUCGAGUUCGGAUGGAAAUGCUGACAGAUUCUUCACGGUGGCCAGAGCUACUGUGCAGUGCAAAAAUAAAUGAAGCGAAAAUGUAUUCUUGAGAUUAACAGUGCAAGGCCAGUGCAUUUUAUAAAUCUGUCAGGAUCGCUUUUAAUGGAGUGUGUAUGUGUAGUUAUGUUGAAAGCUACACUGUGUAUGUGUGUGUCGAUACUGUUAUGUGAACUACAAGGCAUUCGUAAGAUGUAUUUCUCAUCUCUAAAACCCGUGUUGAAAUAUAGUACAGAUUGACAGAAA